Molecule: messenger RNA, 453 nt
Organism: Pelodiscus sinensis (Chinese soft-shelled turtle)
Lineage: Eukaryota; Metazoa; Chordata; Testudines; Trionychidae
Source: RefSeq, a predicted model, not a curated record
AUGGGACCAAAGGGUGAAAGAGGACCACCAGGUCCUAGUGGCCCACAAGGAAGCACAGGAACAUGUCUGCCACGCCAGAAAUCUGCCUUUGCCAUGAAACUUGCCAAAAACUAUCCAGCUCCUAAUCAGCCCAUUAUAUUUCAUCAAAUCUUAUACAAUGAUCAGCAACAUUUUGAUAAGGCCACAGGAAUUUUCACCUGCCACGUACCUGGAGUUUAUUAUUUUGGCUACAAUGUGGAGUUGUAUCGGAACACCACAAGCCUUCUGUUAAUGAAAAACAGCAAAGCAGUGCUAGCCUCAUAUCAGACCACCCUAAAGUCUUAUGAAAAUAUGUCAGGAAGUACAGUCCUUAAGCUGGAGAAGGGUGACAAGGUCUGGUUAGAAGUGAUCCAGGAAAGUAACGGAGCAACGCAAACAAGCUACUUUUUGGGUUACCUCAUAUUUGAAACUUAG